Messenger RNA from Varroa destructor (honeybee mite), 840 nucleotides. RefSeq lists its product as uncharacterized. Gene Ontology annotation, molecular function: protein dimerization activity; E-box binding; DNA-binding transcription factor activity, RNA polymerase II-specific. Lineage: Eukaryota; Metazoa; Arthropoda; Arachnida; Mesostigmata; Varroidae. Gene Ontology annotation, cellular component: nucleus. Gene Ontology annotation, biological process: positive regulation of transcription by RNA polymerase II; axon development; sensory organ development. The record is from RefSeq and is a predicted model, not a curated record.
AUGUUAUUCGGUCCUAUCGAUACGGAAUUGUCCCGUCCGUUACGGGAAACAGUGUCAUCAUGUGCACUGCAGGAGAAUAUUGAAAGUUUCCCACAGAAAAGGAAAAACUCCAUGUCUUAUCAGUGCCAUGACGAAGCCACAGUGAUGGAUAGUAUUGUACAGCAUAAGGCCAAAAGAUCAAGACGACUUCGGGCCAAUGACCGUGAGCGGAAUCGUAUGCACAAUCUCAACGACGCGCUGGAUCGGCUUCGCACAGUGCUACCAGUCUGUGUUACCCCAUCGAGUUCAUCACCAGCAGUCAGCCAGGAUUCAUCGCUAAGCGAGCACAUGGACGUGAACAUGGAACGAGAUGACCCGUUAAAGCUAACGAAAAUUGAAACACUUCGAUUCGCGCACAAUUAUAUUUAUGCAUUGACGAAAACGCUCAAGAUGUUGGACGGUCAGUGUAGCCCUGAUCCUCUGCUGGCCGCUGUGGCUUUACAAGGCUCACAAACAAAAACAUGUGCAAGUCACCUCAAGCACUCGAUGAGACGUCGUCUUUCCAAUAUCCAGCUAGACCUCGAAUUUGACCUCAAAGCUUCGAACUUAACCACGACAACAACACCAACCACUGGGCUUCCGAUUGAUAUCUCCAUGCCAACUGGUGUCGUAUCUGACCAUACCGUUUCGUGUCCCGUGACCAGCUUGCCCGCCGGGUCUUCCAAUUGUGACCUCAUCUUUGGCACAACCUCAGAAUCAAACUUUUCCUCAACACCGUCUUCACCACUAAGUGAUUACGGAUUCAAUCAGCAGCUCAGCCCAUCUGGUUAUUACACGGAGAACAGUUUCUAUCAAAGCUAA